This is a messenger RNA of Knipowitschia caucasica, 2925 nucleotides long. NCBI's taxonomy places the organism in Eukaryota, Metazoa, Chordata, Actinopteri, Gobiiformes, Gobiidae. The record is from the annotation of a GenBank genome assembly.
AUGACUGAGGAGACAGAGGGUGGAGAGUCUAGACCUGGGCUGGUGGAGACAGAGGGUGGAGAGUCUAGACCUGGGCUGGUGGAGACAGAGGAUGGAGAGUCUAGACCUGGGCUGGUGGAGACAGAGGGUGGAGAGUCUAGACCUGGGCUGGUAGAGACAGAGGGUGGAGAGUCUAGACCUGGGCUGGUGGAGACAGAGGGUGGAGAGUCUAGACCUGGGCUGGUAGAGACAGAGGGUGGAGAGUCUAGACCUGGGCUGGUAGAGACAGAGGGUGGAGAGUCUAGACCUGGGCUGGUGGAGACAGAGGGUGGAGAGUCUAGACCUGGGCUGGUGGAGACAGAGGGUGGAGAGUCUAGACCUGGGCUGGUGGAGACAGAGGGUGGAGAGUCUAGACCUGGGCUGGUAGAGACAGAGGGUGGAGAGUCUAGACCUGGGCUGGUGGAGACAGAGGGUGGAGAGUCUAGACCUGGGCUGGUAGAGACAGAGGGUGGAGAGUCUAGACCUGGGCUGGUGGAGACAGAGGGUGGAGAGUCUAGACCUGGGCUGGUGGAGACAGAGGGUGGAGAGUCUAGACCUGGGCUGGUGGAGACAGAGGGUGGAGAGUCUAGACCUGGGCUGGUGGAGAGUCUAGACCUGGGCUGGUGGAGACAGAGGGUGGAGAGUCUAGACCUGGGCUGGUGGAGACAGAGGGUGGAGAGUCUAGACCUGGGCUGGUGGAGACAGAGGGUGGAGAGUCUAGACCUGGGCUGGGUGGAGAGUCUAGACCUGGGCUGGUGGAGACAGAGGGUGGAGAGUCUAGACCUGGGCUGGUGGAGACAGCGGGUGGAGAGUCUAGACCUGGGCUGGUGGAGACAGAGGGUGGAGAGUCUAGACCUGGGCUGGUGGAGACAGAGGAGGGUGGAGAGUCUAGACCUGGGCUGGUGGAGACAGAGGGUGGAGAGUCUAGACGUGGGCUGGUGGAGACAGAGGGUGGAGAGUCUAGACCUGGGCUGGUGGAGACAGAGGGUGGAGAGUCUAGACCUGGGCUGGUGGAGACAGAGGGUGGAGAGUCUAGACCUGGGCUGGUGGAGACAGAGGGUGGAGAGUCUAGACCUGGGCUGGUGGAGACAGAGGGUAAAGGGUGGAGAGUCUAGACCUGGGCUGGUGGAGACAGAGGGUGGAGAGUCUAGACCUGGGCUGGUAGAGACAGAGGGUGGAGAGCUUAGACCUGGGCUGGUGGAGACAGAGGGUGGAGAGUCUAGACCUGGGCUGGUAGAGACAGAGGGUGGAGAGCUUAGAUAUGAGCUGGUGGAGACAGAGGGUGGAGAGUCUAGACCUGGGCUGGUGGAGACAGAGGUUGGAGAGUCUAGACCUGGGCUGGUAGAGACAGAGGGUGGAGAGCUUAGACCUGGGCUGGUGGAGACAGAGGGUGGAGAGUCUAGACCUGGGCUGGUGGAGACAGAGGGUGGAGAGUCUAGACCUGGGCUGGUGGAGACAGAGGGUGGAGAGUCUAGACCUGGGCUGGUAGAGACAGAGGGUGGAGAGUCUAGACCUGGGCUGGUGGAGACAGAGGGUGGAGAGUCUAGACCUGGGCUGGUAGAGACAGAGGGUGGAGAGUCUAGACCUGGGCUGGUAGAGACAGAGGGUGGAGAGUCUAGACCUGGGCUGGUGGAGACAGAGGGUGGAGAGUCUAGACCUGGGCUGGUGGAGACAGAGGGUGGAGAGUCUAGACCUGGGCUGGUAGAGACAGAGGGUGGAGAGUCUAGACCUGGGCUGGUGGAGACAGAGGGUGGAGAGUCUAGACCUGGGCUGGUGGAGACAGAGGGUGGAGAGUCUAGACCUGGGCUGGUAGAGACAGAGGGUGGAGAGCUUAGACCUGGGCUGGUGGAGACAGAGGGUGGAGAGUCUAGACCUGGGCUGGUAGAGACAGAGGGUGGAGAGCUUAGAUAUGAGCUGGUGGAGACAGAGGGUGGAGAGUCUAGACCUGGGCUGGUGGAGACAGAGGUUGGAGAGUCUAGACCUGGGCUGGUGGAGACAGAGGGUGGAGAGUCUAGACCUGGGCUGGUGGAGACAGAGGGUGGAGAGCUUAGAUAUGGGCUGGUGGAGACAGAGGAUGGAGAGUCUAGACCUGGGCUGGUGGAGACAGAGGGUGGAGAGUCUAGACCUGGGCUGGUAGAGACAGAGGGUGGAGAGCUUAGACCUGGGCUGGUGGAGACAGAGGGUGGAGAGUCUAGACCUGGGCUGGUGGAGACAGAGGGUGGAGAGUCUAGACCUGGGCUGGUGGAGACAGAGGGUGGAGAGUCUAGACCUGGGCUGGUGGAGACAGAGGGUGGAGAGUCUAGACCUGGGCUGGUAGAGACAGAGGGUGGAGAGUCUAGACCUGGGCUGGUGGAGACAGAGGGUGGAGAGUCUAGACCUGGGCUGGUGGAGACAGAGGGUGGAGAGCUUAGAUAUGGGCUGGUGGAGACAGAGGAUGGAGAGUCUAGACCUGGGCUGGUGGAGACAGAGGGUGGAGAGUCUAGACCUGGGCUGGUAGAGACAGAGGGUGGAGAGCUUAGACCUGGGCUGGUGGAGACAGAGGGUGGAGAGUCUAGACCUGGGCUGGUGGAGACAGAGGGUGGAGAGUCUAGACCUGGGCUGGUGGAGACAGAGGGUGGAGAGUCUAGACCUGGGCUGGUAGAGACAGAGGGUGGGGAGUCUAGACCUGGGCUGGUGGAGACAGAGGGUGGAGAGUCUAGACCUGGGCUGGUGGAGACAGAGGGCGGAGAGUCUAGACCUGGGCUGGUGGAGACAGAGGGUGGAGAGUCUAGACCUGGGCUGGUGGAGACAGAGGGUGGAGAGUCUAGACCUGGGCUGGUGGAGACAGAGGGGGGAGAGUCUAGACCUGGGCUGGUGGAGACAAAGGCAUGGACUAGUUUUUCUGCAUGGGGGUUGAGAAAGGAUUGA